This is a messenger RNA of Xenia sp. Carnegie-2017, 3029 nucleotides long. RefSeq lists its product as uncharacterized. The record is from RefSeq and is a predicted model, not a curated record. The transcript has 7 exons. NCBI's taxonomy places the organism in Eukaryota, Metazoa, Cnidaria, Anthozoa, Malacalcyonacea, Xeniidae. Bases 457 to 2829 code for a protein of 790 amino acids.
AGACGUUGACAGUGAUGACGUUGUUGGAUCGGAGAAAUCUGACGUCACGACAUUAUCUGCUCACGCGCGGUCUGAAAUUCCAAAUCCUUUUGAUGCACCACAUGUUCACAUCAAUCCCAUCGAGUACAACACGGAAAACGUCCCAGGAUCUCCGGGUGAAAGCAUCAGUGCUUUUCCUCUUGCCACAAGUUCCCCACUCGAACAAACCCCAGCCUGUCCCGAUGAGACGGUGUGCGCCCAGAUGCCCCCACAACAAAAUGUGGGAGUUCCCCCUACCAAUUUACCUUUGGAAACGACGCCUAUGGGAAUAAGUACAUACCCGGACAUUUACCAUCACCGGUGGACGUCGCCUCUGGAGGAAGUGUUCCGGUAGGACAAACCAUCGAUAGUGCUGCUAUACCACCUUCACUGGGAACCAGUCCACCGAUAGUUACUCCCCCCGUUGUAAAUGCUCCAAUGAAUCAACCUUAUCCUCCUGCCACAACUUUGGAAAACAAACCAGGACCUACUAUCGUUGUUGUCCCCUCGUUGAAUGCAGGAAACAUUGAUAACAAAGGAGGAAGCGUGCUUGUAAAACUGCCUUCAAAAGAUUUACUUUCUAAUGAUGUGGAAAGCACCGAGUUUAAUUCAAGUGCGAGCAAUGAUACAGUUUUGAAAAUCAAUGGUACACUUUACCUUUUAAAAGGUUCACUUACUAAGCUUCCUCAAAGUAAACCAGCUCGCGCUAAUCAGCUUGUCGGUAGUCUUUUGGCCGGGGUGGCACCCAAGGAGUCUGGUGAUGACUUGAUUAAUGGAUCAGAAGUCGGGUUGACCCAAGGCAAACUGAUGAGUUAUGAAGGAAAGACAUCGACUAUCCUGGAUGACGAUUUGUCUAGUGUUAAAGCUCAACGUAAUAAUUCCAAUACCGAUGAUUUUGAUGAAAAUCGUUUACGAUUCGACAAUUUUCAAUCAGUUUUCAAUCCCACUGUUUCGGAAAAUCUUGUAGCAAGCAAUGAUCUUCCUCCACCUCCACCGCCUCCUCCACCACCAGCUCACCCACCACCUUCUCAAUAUCUUACUCCACCUCAACCGCCCCCUCCACCACCAGCUAACCCACCACCUUCUCAAGAUCUUACUCCACCUCAACCGCCCCCUCCACCACCAGCUAACCCACCACCUUCUCAAGAUCUUACUCCACCUCCACCGCCCCCUCCACCACCAGCUCACCCACCAGCAUCGCAAUAUUAUCCACCAUCGCCCCUUAAAGCUCCUGCAACAUCUGAUGAGGAUCGGUUGAUGAACAAAGCCAUUGCUUCUGAAGCUGUUCAAUUUCAAGACCUAUUAUCACAAGAGCCAGUGAAAACGUCGGCAUGUCUCGUAGAACGACAGAUGGCGAUAGACACCGAAGAUAGUUUUAUUCCUGAAUGUGAAGGCGAUGGAAACUAUUCCCCAGUGCAAUGUUUUGAGCGUUCCGGCUUAAGCAAGCAGUGCUGGUGUGUUAACGCUAAGGGUGAAGAAAUUGGAGGAAGCAGAACCACUGAUGGCAACAUACCAGUUUGUGAGAAAAGUGAAAAUGAAGACGGUUUGUCAGCGUUAAAGUCGUGUUCGACGUCACAGCAUGAAUGUUGUACAGACAAAGAAAAGCUCGAGACAAACGAAUCAAAUUUUACAAAUUGUCCAAAGGAAGUAGAAGAAAAUUUGCCUUGUACCAAAAUGUCGUGUGGUUGUUGUCCAGAUGGUGUCAGUGAUCAAUCACGAUCCACAAAUGUUCCUCCCUAUAUCCAACAAUCCCCAUCCAAUGUAUCUACUCCUACCUAUAUCAUUCCAGAUGUUCCUUUCUUAACCCCAACACAGAAACAAACUCUUACUCCCUCACUUCAACCUACAACUUUAUCUUCACAUCUUGAAGCAUACCUUACCCCUCCACCUACGAUAUCUCCUCCUACGAUAUCUCCUCCUACGAUAUCUCCUCCUACGAUAUCUCCUCCUACGAUAUCUCCACCUACGAUAUCUCCUCCUACGAUAUCUCCUCCUACGAUAUCUCCACUUACGAUAUCUCCACCUACGAUGUCUCCACCUACGAUAUCUCCACCUACGAUAUCUCCUCCUACAAUAUCUCCUACGUCAUCGUUUAAGUCGGUCCUAUUCCCUAAUUGGGACUUCCUUGCCCUGUACUUUACCUUUGAUAGUCACAAGUUCCCAUACGUCAUCGAUGUAUCGGGUCACAAUAACGUGGGGGUAAUGUCCGCUGGUGUAAAUAUUGUAGGUGUUCAGAAUGGUUGCGGACUCGCGGGCUCGUUCAUUGGUGGGUCAAUUUCGGUAGAUGGUCGUCAAUUUCAACCCAAACCUAUUGAAGCUGUGACGAUUGCAUUGUGGGUGAAAUUUCAGAGCGUUCAGGACGAACAGACUUUGUUUACAACAUCAACUUAUACUUCAAAUAAGUCCAAUUAUUAUUUGGGAUCCACUGAUGGGAACAUCAUUUGGCGGCACCAGAACGAAAACGAGGAGACUUUGUUUGAUUUGACUACAGAUGAGCCUUCGUUUGCUCCCGGCCAGUGGACUCAUGUUGCAGUAACAUACGACAAAAAUAAAGAAGAGGCUGCAGUUUAUAUUAACUCAAAGCAAAUCAACAAAACCAAAGCGACGGGAAAUUUGACUCAAGAUUGGGGCGGACAAACAGAAAUAGGUUCCUGCAAUGGCCACUAUCAAUUUCAAGGCUCUCUCGAUGAUUACACCAUCUAUACGAUUGCCUUAAAUGUGGAAUCUAUUACAAAGUUAUCCUGUACUUGCACAAUGAAACCUGGUCCUCGUCUUGAAGUAAAGUAUACGAACAUUGCCAACGUGGGUUGAUUCCCUUUAGUCCUUUGACGACAAAAGCAACUAGCAAUGUACCAGCAACGUCAUCCUCAACUACACCCUCUCCUUUACCACCUACAUCAACUACACUUCCUCCUUCAAAACCUCCAUCUACUACACCCUUUCCUUCACAACCUCCAUCAACCACACCCUCUCCAUCACAACCAUCAUCAACCACACCCCCUCCUUCACAA